Molecule: messenger RNA, 10688 nt
Organism: Ostrea edulis (European flat oyster)
Lineage: Eukaryota; Metazoa; Mollusca; Bivalvia; Ostreida; Ostreidae
Exons: 23
Coding region: 1-10305 (3434 amino acids)
Molecular function (GO): protein binding; glycylpeptide N-tetradecanoyltransferase activity
Source: RefSeq, a predicted model, not a curated record
AUGGUUUGCUUACCGACAAUAUAUUGUCAACAAUGGUUAAUGGUAUUUCGUGGAGUGUCUGGAAGACUUGGUGGAGGAAAUAAUAUUUUCCACUUGUGGAGUAAUCCAGGCACUGCGGGGGAAACCGUUGCCUGUGCAAAGCAAGUCGGGAGACGCUGCCAUUCUCACUACAAGAACAAGCUCGUAGACAAUUGGAGCAAACUGCGUAUUCAUGAGAUAAAACUAGCUGUUUUCGAAGGAGGAAGAGAAAAGGCAAAUAUAGUAUUUGGACCUGUCUCUGACAAAUCAAACUGGUUCAGAAAAGAACACAUCAGGACAUCUUCCUACGCUGAUCUGAAUAAUGGAGGAUUUUUCAACUUUUUCAGCAUCAAUGGGCAAACAAAUUUACGUAGGCGAUUUUUGAUAAGCAGACACGAAGGUGGAUAUUCAAAUGACAUCGGAAUGUUUUGGUUUGGGGUAUUUGAGACAAGCAUUUGUGACUGGGACGGAAAUCCUGGAGUUCCAACUAUAUUAUAUAGUCCUGGUAGCCGGGCAUCAAGAUGGAAUACUCUAAACACACAAACAGAUGAGCAUGACAAUGUGCGUAUUCGCUGUUCACAUGGAGGUACAAUUCACAUAAAAAGCGCUUCCUAUGGAAUAGGAAGUCGAUGGACGUCUGGAACCUUUACCAUGAGAAGAAGGUGUAACUAUCAAUAUUCCUGUGAUGUAAAAGUAGAAAACGAUAUUUUUACUGAUCCUUCAGUCGGCGAUGAGAAAGUGUUGAAAGUAUCAUAUACAUGUGGACCACACAUCGCAGAUGACUUCACCAUUUCUGUGAAAGCGGAAGAUCAAUCCAAAAUAGAAAAUUGCGAGGAGAUUGACUUGGACUGCUAUUAUUCUUUGAAAGGACACUGCAAGAAGUGCAAUCACGCACUUCCAGUUGUACUAUAUGAAGGAAAUACAGAAUGCGCAUGGCUCUGUUCUCAACAAAAUCGACAGUGUUGGCCUGGAACAUGUGGCCCUGAUAAUGUCGCUAAACAUUGUCAAUGUGACGAAGGCUUUUCGGUUGCAAAGGAUUCGACUCGAGCAAAAUGCAUAAUGACCCGAAAACCCACCAUUGAGAUGUGCUUCGCUGGCGUUCACGGAAGCAAGGGGGAACAUGUGACUCUCAGAAAAUUGAAUUCUUCUUCAGCUUGCAAAGAUCAAAGAGACAAUUUCAUAAAUUUCCAGGCCACUAAAGCAGAGUUUACCUUGCAGUACACCCUUACAAUCAAGCCGUCUAUGCUUAAGCCAACUUUCAUCAAAGAAUAUAAAUUUGGUAUCGGCGAUGGAAGUUUUUCAAUCCAAUGGAGACAGACAAUUAAAGGAAAAACAGCAGUGAUACAUCAUCAUAGACUCGUUGACUAUGGAGUCUUAGUAGAAAAUCUUGAAGAUACUAUCAAUGUAAAGAACAAUGACACUUCGUUACCAAACAUCACUCUGGAGAAUGGAGAUGGGCUUUGCUAUACUUUCAUGGCUAUUGGCAAAGGCUAUCUCAUGACAACAGCUCUGAAUGAUCCAAACACCGAUUUACCCAAAGAGUAUUACAAUGAAACAAAGAAUACUCGAGAAUUGUGCUUUUGGUUUGACAAUUUGAAACCAGUUCAUUGCAAAGUUACAGGGGAAUGCAGCGAUUUAGAUAUUAUUCAAUUAUCAAACUCUGUAACAAAAUCACCAAACGUAACCAUAGGGCUAAUGGGAUGGAAAGAUCUAAAUAUUUACAAAGGUAAACAGAUCAAUGCAUCAGGGAUUCGAGAAUAUACGUUAUCUGUUUAUAACAUUAAUGGUGAUGGUGCGGAAUUGAAAGCAGAUCUCACAGCAGACAAAAGUAACGCUCGAAAAUCAGACACAGCAAAGCCACUCCAUAUCGAGUUAGCUAGUUGUGGUCUUUAUGAAAUCAAUUUAGAGGUUGUAGAUAGUGCUGGCGAAGGGAACUCUCAAAUAGCCAGAAGGUUUGUCCUUUUCGAUAAUUGUUCGCAGGUUCAGAAAGAUCCGAAAAAGAAUAUUUUGAUUACAACCGCAGAUGAUAUUUCGAACAAAACCUGGCAAACACAGAAAAGAUCUAUUUGCUUUGAUUGGACAGGAUACUUUUAUAAUUCUCUACACAAGAAGACCAACCUCCUUAAGCCAAUCAAAACAAAAGCAAUUAUUCCGGUGGAAUACGAAGAUAAUGAGUAUCCACUGCCUACAAAAGGUACCACUAACACUGAUGGCAUAGUGGAGUUCAAUUUCACAAUUACCGUGAAUGACGUGAAAAGAAUACCAAACCAGAGACAUGAAAAUAUCUUAAUACAGAAACAAUGCACCAAUAUGUCUCUUCAGGACGGGGAUUAUCUUUCCGUUGAAAUUGUUGCUACUGAUGUAAUGGGUAACUCUAAUACUGAUUCCGUCAUAGUAUAUAUUGAUACAUCUGUCCCUGAAAUCACAAAUAUAGGUUUAGAGAGGCAGGGAUUUAAAGAACUCUUUGUACAUAAUGCCGUUGAUUUAUCAACAAUGAAAAUAACAUUGUCCAUCCAAGAUGUCCAUAGUGGAAUACGAUCGAUACAAUGGUAUUUGGGGACCAAUUUAGGCUCAACAGAUAUUGGAAACGGUACUUUGGCGGUGAAUCGUUUACCAAAAGGGACGUCCUGUAUCAACAACACUGAAUGUUAUUGUCCGUCCCUAGGACCUUGUGAAAAUACAAUGUAUAGCAUAGAUUUGUCAAAACUAGUUCGUUACAACAACAAUAUCGGACAACAUAAUAGAGACUAUUUUUUCACCUUUGUUGUCACAAACAACGCCUUUCUCCGAAUCGUGGAUCAUGUAGAUAUCCUUGUUGACGAAUCAGUCCCCGUCAAAGGUGUAGUCAGAGAGGGUGCCCUUGGAGAAAAAGACAAAGACUUCACAAACGAAAAUACCACCAUUAUAAACUGGGAUGGUUUUAUUGACCACGAAAGCGGAAUACGAUUGUAUCAGGUCGCUAUGUUCUCAAGAUGUCUAAAUUCGGAUGAAAUAUUAAACAUUGGGAUGAACAAAAACAUAGUAAAAGUAAAUACCACAGAAAAUUCGGUCCGUCUUUAUUUUCCGAAGGAAGACAAGUAUAUAACAUCUGUAAUUGCAUUCAACAAUGCAGGGGACAGGUCAGACGUUGCUUGUUCGGAUGGAAUAACGUACGACGCAUCUGCGGUUAAAGUAUUUAACGUUACAGGGAAACAAUUCACAACAAAGGAGGGGAUUGCAUGUGAUGGAAAUGGCAAUCCUUUCUUAAUAUUGGAAAACCUUAAAAGAGUACAGCUCAGUAAUUCAACUUCUUGUCACCAAAUUUGUUCCAAUUUUACGUUUCCAGAAUUUGUUGAAAAUCUACCAAAAAUCAACCUAAAUCCAGCCGAUGAAACCUACUCUGAUGGCAUAUGUCAAAAGUCAUCCCCAUUCAAGGAUCGAGAAAUUUAUAUACCUUCUGAUAAAAUUGAUGUUUAUUGGGACUUUCAAGACUUAGAAUCUCAGGUCGACGACUUUUAUGUUGGAUUCGGUCAUUCAGAAUCGGAAUAUCUCAGUCCCUCUCUUCUUUCAUUCACUAAAACAUCAGGACACCCAAGGUACAUUAAUUUUCAUUCAGGUUUCCGAAGUGCGGAAAAGUUUUGGAUGUAUAUCAAAAGUAUUAACAAGGCUGGAACUGUAGAUACUAUUCGAAUAGGACCAAUGAUAAUUGAUUCUACACCAGUCCUGUUUGGCAAGGACUUUCUGUUGGAAAUUGAAGAUGGAAAUAUCUACAUUGGCUGGGAAAAGGGUACAUUUGUAGACCAAGAAGAAGUGGAUCCAGUGGACACUAUACUUUUUCGCAUAGGUACAGACUCCAAAUUCGUAACUCCUUUUCUACAACAUUAUAAUUCAACCCGCUGUCCUCGGUCAAAUAUGGUGGACUGUAUCAUUUAUCCUGUUAAACACCUCCAUCGCUCGAAAACGGAAAACUCAUUAAAUUACAUGGUGGAAAUUACAGUGAAGAACAAAGCAGGACAUAUGGCAACCACAAAAACAAAACCAUUUCGUGUUCCCUCUCAAGUUCCACCAAGUCGUGGGAUCGUUUUUGAUACAACCGAGAUGUCAUCGGAGCUCUCUGACCUGGACUAUGUAUUGCAUCAAAGUAAAUUGUGCGUGAAGUGGAACGGUUUUACACAUCACAGAAACAUUACUUUUGAAGUUGGAGUUGGUACAACGACAGGCAAGGAUAAUGUGAUUCAUUAUACGCCAACAUCUGCAACAGAUAAACUUUGUUUUGAUACUAACAUAUUCCAACCUUUUGUAAAAUAUUACUCCUCCGUGAGAGCGCGCUGUUCUGGAGGGGAGACGGUUGUUUCAUCUGAUGGGAUACAGUAUAUCGAUGAGAAAUACUUUGCGUCCAAUUUUUACCUGCGUGAUGGUAAAGGGUGUUCACCAGAUAGAUUGCAAACAAGUAUUUCACCCCAAGGACACCCCAGAAACGGAAGUAAUGUGAUGAUAAAUGACAAAUUAACAAUUGGAAAAAUAUAUUCACUUGUAUUUGAUAUCACGGCUAUUUUAAUGAAUCAUCCAGACGUGAUUAUCUUAAAAACAAUUAUCGAAAACAAUCGCAAAAUCGUCAUAUUUGUCGCAAAGUCACAAACUAUUGAUUUCACAGUGCAAUCAAAUACUGCGUUCAAUGUCAGCUUCUACCGAUGUAACCUAGAUGUAGACACCGUAAAGCAGACUGACCUUGUCGCAGCACAUUGGAAUUCUGAAAUUGACGAAGUUAUCAGACCAACGCAUUAUAUUGUAAAUCUGAUGCAGGAGAACAAGGGGCACGACGAUCAACUCAUUUCAAUGCUAGAGAGGUCUAGGGGAUCAUCAAGUGCCUCGUUUGAAAAUAUCAGUUUUCUUGACAACACAACUUACUUCAUCGAUGUGUCGCCUUGCUUUGGCCACUUUUGUUUAAAUCUAACUUCGUCAGAUGGCUUUAAAUUCAAUUCAGAAACGUUAUCAAUGAGACUAAAAGAUGCCGUUCUGUACUUAUCUGAGGAACAUGCACAUCCAACACUUAAUGCAACUUGGGAAAUAAGUUCAGACAUGGAGAACCCUCAGAUACCUUUAGAACGAUGGACCCUUUCUUUAGAUGAAAAGGGAAGAGACAAUAUUUUAAACUGGACUGCAGUUCGAAAUGAAAGAGAGGUUUUUGAAACACUGGAUAUUCAAGUUAGCACGAAACGAAGGCUUUAUUUUUGUAUGCAAGUGUGGGUAGGAGACGAAGAGUGGCUAAUCCGAUGUAUUCCAGUGAAGGUUGAAAAUAGACGUGUUGAAAAUCACUUCAAUGUUCUAGAUGUCGAGCUAGAGGAGCUUAACAGAACUUUCGUUGACUUAAUUUCCCGUGCUUCAUACAGCAAUAGCUUGGGGAAUCUCGAAUACACAGUGUAUGAUCUUGAAAUUGAUUAUUGUACUCCUGAUUCUCAAAUAUCAGUUCUCGUCCUGGGACAUAACGGGGCGGAGUUGCACGCUUUCCUGAUGACUUCUCCAAUAACACCUGACUCAGUUUCUGAAUGUACCAAACGUUUAGACUGUCUCACCACUGCAAAAAUUAACCAAGGAAUAGGAUCAUUUACCGGCGUAACACUAACAUACGGAACUGUUCUGUUUUCUUGUAUUCGAGGCGGAAACAUAUCGUAUGGUUGCAGUGAUGGUAUUUUUGUUGAUUCAACUCCACCGCGGCCUGGUCGAGCAGAAAUAAAGAGUUCACAAGGAUUCAUCACCUCACAGUCCGCCUUAUUACUAUAUUUUGAGCCAUUUGAGGAGGACGCAAAGAGUAUUGGAACAAACGAAUUGUCACCGAUUUCUUACUAUGAAUACGGAAUCGGAACAAUGAGAAAAACUGACGAUGUUUUGGCAUGGCAGAAAACUUCACAAAGUGGAUAUAUAUACAUUCGUCAAAUGAACUUAACUCAGGGCGAAACAUAUUAUCUCAGUCUUUCAGCUUCAAAUAGGGCAGGUUUGAAAAGCUCCUUCAUCGUUGUCGAAUUUACAGUAGACGUCACCCCUCCGUCUGGUGGUAAAUUUUACAUAGGGGAUGUAUUGCAGAAGAAAUAUAUAUCGAGUCAUAUCAUAACAAUUCAUUGGCGAGGGUUUGCAGACGACGAAAGUAAUGUCCAGAAAUUUGAGUGUUGUGUGAUAUCCAGUAAUGGGGAUAUCGUUGUGCCGUUCACUGCAGCUGAGGGGAGUUCGAUGAUCAUCAACAAUAACCAAACCCUUAUCGAUGGUCAUUCAUACAAAGGAAUACUAAAGAUAACGAACCGAGCUCUUCUGUCAACGAUUGAAUAUUCAAACGAAUUUACAGUGGAUACAUCUCCGCCGCAUUCUGGCACAGUAUUUGAUGGCAACAAAAAAGACAUGGACGAAGAUUAUCAGAAAGACCUUACUACUUUAUGUGCCAGCUGGAACGGUUUUUACGACCCCCACACAGACAUCGUAUCAUACCGAAUAGGUCUGGGUAACAACCCCACCUUUCCUGAUGUACAAUCUUUGAGGGACGUUGGUCUUCGUCAAGAAUAUUGCUGGAAAAUGAGCUUAACAUCUGGACAGAAGUAUUUUACUUUUGUUGAAGCAUGCAACGGAGCAAUGCUUUGUUCGAAGUUGGUUUCGGAUGGUUUGGUAGUGGAUAAUUCUCCACCUCUCACUGGGUUGGUUUACAUAAGAGGUGUAUCUGGACGCACAGUUUACUUAAGUGAUAGAACGUCGAUUUCAGCAUCUUGGGUAGGUUUUGAAGACCCGCAUUCGUCUAUUGAUCAUUUCGAAUGGUGUAUAGGAAUGACAAAGGAAACUUGUGAUAUCUUACCAUACAGAAAUUCAUUUCUCUCCAAUGACAUAUUCCAGUCGUCCUUAAUGCUACCUUUGAAAACAGACAUGUUCUUGUCUGUCAUGGCAUUUAAUAACGUGAAUCUUACAGUCAAGACUAGUUCUCAUGUUUUUAAAGUGGACGACACAGCACCAAAUAUAGUAUCACAACCUAAAUUCCAUCCUAUGAUAAGUCCAUUCACUGAUACAUCCCGAAUUCAGUACGACAAUUCUCUUCUGAAGCUGUCAUGGCUUUUCAGUGAUGAAGAAAGUCGCAUAUCCCAUCACUUUAUUUCCCUCAGAAGUCAAAGUGACAAAAAGGUACCCUUUGAAAGAGUUAUUCAUGACAAUGUCAAUGCCGUCACGAUAACCUUUAACACAACCAACCGCCUUCUUAAUGGAGAUCGAUAUACCGCAAUGGUGACAGCCUGUAACCAGGCAGAUCUGUGUACCGUGAGUGAAAGUAAUAGCAUUCUCAUUGAUUCUACUCCUCCUCAUCUGGGAGGUUUCACUUCGAAACACUUCUGGAAAAAGGUUGGCAACCAAACGAUGGCCACAGUUUCAUGGUAUGGAUUUAAGGAUCUUGAAUCUAACAUAGCCUAUUUUCAGCUUUCGGUUGGGUCUUCUUAUAACGGAGGCGAACUUACUACUGGUUUUAUCAAAAUACUGGGAAAUCAAACAUCAGCUACAAUUCCUCUCCAUGAAUUUUCACCUAAUCUUCAUAAUGAAAUAAUUCUCUCCAUUUAUGCAGUAAACAAUGCAGGGUUAAAAAGCAAAACAGCCAAAGCCACGGUACUCACGUCUCUAUCCGACAAAUCUGGAUCAAGUGGGCGAUUUCUGUUACAGAGAUUUUCCUGUAGAUCAUAUUUUUGUAAUAAUGAUUGUACAUGCGGGGUUGUUGGUCUGAGUUGUGUAUCUAAACACCGAGAUGCUUGCAAAGAAACAAACAAGACGCAUUUUGACGUUUUUAUUGGUUCUUCGGACUUCUCUGAAGUGACUGUUCUGCCUUCUACAUCUUGUAUCCUUGGAUCAUGGAGAGCAAAUUCCAGUCAAAUUAAAAGAUACGAAUGGACAAUUGGAUUGACCAAUUACGCUCCUGGACAGGGUGUCUACGAUAUUCAAAAAGACAACCCAUGGAUAGAUAACAAUCUAGAAACCACGAUUCUUUUUUGUUUACCCACACACAAAACUUUCGUAAAUAAUCAGAAGUACACUCUCUACGUAAGGGCAUGGAUUUCAGAGAAUGAAUAUCAUAUUUCUAAAAGCAAAAGUAUUACAAUAAAGGAUCGUUCUCCUAGAAUCCGGAGAGGAAAAUUUAUUUCUGAAUCAAGGAAUAAAGCCUGUGAACCAGAUAUCGAUUUCGCAAAGAGCAACUGGAAAAUAUGCGCCUGUUGGAGAAAUGUGUUUAGCGAUGACGAUGACUUGUCGUAUACGUUUAGCGUUGGGACUUCUCCGAAAUUGGAUGAUGUACUUCAGAGAAUGUACCUUGGUAACCAAACAGAAAUAUGCCCCGCACUCUCCUUGCAACCGGGUUUACGCUACUUCUUCACAGUUGGAACUGUCAACAACGUCGGACUUUACGCUGGUUUUUCGUCUGAUGGCUUCGUCGUUGAUGAUUAUAUCCCAAGCUCUGGUGUAGUUUUCAACUCGCCUUCACAGGAAAACAAACACUUCUUCUCAGAAAAAUCCAAUACUGGAGUAUCAUGGAUUGGUUUCACUGACAGCGAGUCGUUCAUAAGGAAUUACGAAUUUGCAACUCAGAUUUAUGAAAAUGGAUCGUUCCAUUUUUCAGAGUCAUCUUCAGUAGAAUUCCUUACGUCAGCUGAACUGCAUGACUUCAAAGACAAUACGAGUUACAGAUACGCAGUGCAAGCCACCGAUGCAGCAGGACAUCAGAGUAAUUUCACUUUCUCAGCGCCAUUCACUGUAGAUAACACUAACCCACACAGCUUCCAUUGUAGAGAUAAGAUUCUGAUUCAGAGCAAAAUGUCAUAUUCAGAGACAACAGCUCUUGAUCUUCAUCUAAAACAGGGCAUACUCUAUAAGUUUGCUAUUUAUGAUGCAGAGGCUUCAUGGGAUACGGUUCUUGUUCUGAAAUUUGAAGAUGAAGUAAUGCGGUUCCCAAUACAAAUGAAUGCCAAUGGAUCGGCUGAAGCAAAGCACAUCGUAAUGGCAACUACCUCUGGUCGUGCGACAAUUUUCAUAACACAACAACAGAUACCAAUUCAUAAACUAAACAUAGACAUUUACCAAUGCUAUCCAGAAGUUGUCAAUUCAAAAGAAGCAAUAGAGUUUGUCCAGCUUUCACCAGCCGUGUUUCAAACAUGUGUAAAUACCGAGGAUUCUGAAAGCGGAUUAUUCAACAUAAAACUAGGAUUUGGAACAACUGAGAAUGGAACCCAAAUAAUGAUGCUUAGUGAUAUUGGAAGUAAACACCACUUUUCACUACAUUCUUCCCUUCCCCAUGGUUCUCCGAUAUUUGUACAUGCCGUUGCUGAAAAUAAUGCCAAUUUACAAAGCUAUUUCGUAUCGAGAAAAAGUAUUGUCGACCAUACUCCACCUCAUAUUGUCGUACUUUCUCAAGGCUUGGAAUAUGCAGAAGUAAACAACAGUACUUUAGUUAGACUGACACUUCUCUUCCGGUCAGAAGACAUUGAAAGUGGGGUAAAGUUCUGUAGAGUGUGCAUCGAAAAUACCCAUGGCAAAACUAUUUAUCACUGCAAGACGACAAUGGAAAGUAGAUUCAUAUCAGACUAUUUUAAUGCCACACACGGCUCCAAACUUAUACCCGUUGUAAGCUGUGUCAAUAAAGUAGAACUUGAAACUACUCUAAAAGAAAGAAUCAGCAUCGUUUCCUUCAAGGAACCUACGACAGAAAAGGCAAAGAUUGAAUUUCUCGUACCGGAUCUAUCAUUUCGUGUCGAGGAUCUUCCGGUCCAGAGUGACACAACGAAAAUGGAGUUUCGAUGGUCCGGGUUCGAAGAUGAUUCAGGUACACUGUCCUAUGACUGCAAGCUUCAAAAGGGACCUAACGUUAUUCACAACUGGAUCAGCGUGAAUCGACAUGAUUACGCUUCUUUUGACCACCUGAAACUUGCAAAUGGUGAUGUCUAUACAGUGUUUAUUCGCGCCAGAAACAACGGAGGUAAAAUUAGUCUUCCUGUCAACGCCUCCGUUCGAAUAGAUUCUGCAAAGCCUACUUUGACAGGAUUCCCGGUCACUGUAGUCAAUUCACACGAAGGGCUCCGACUUGACUGGAACCGUGUCUUUGUUAACAAAGAACAUUUCCAUUUGAAAUAUGACGUCAGUGUUGGGACUGCUUCCGGUUCUGGUGAUAUUCUGCACGAGGAGGGUUUGAAGGACACAGCAAUAAAUAUUGAUGUCAUGGAGCACGUUAAUAUGGUUUAUGUUGUUGUUAAAGCGUCGUUUCCAACGUCUACUUUCCGGAUUUAUUCCGGAAGAUUUGUCAUCUAAUGACAAUUGAUGAUUACGUGAAUAUAUAUAUAUACAUUAUAUAUCACUUAUAUGGCAUCUUUUGUAGCUUAUUGUAUAAUCGGAUUUUUUAAAAAUGCAUAUAAAACAAUCUAUCCAACAUAACCAAGUCGCCUUGGAUCUCAAUUUUGCUAAUCUCCACUUCAUACUUGUUUGCAUAAUGGUAUUCUAAUUGAUGUAAAAGGAGAAUUGUAUUACGAACUCUACAGUUUUGAUAUCUUAAGGAGUGCAUGUAGAUAAGAAAGCAAAGCACUGUCCUAUGUUUAUUGAUUAAGAAUCUUGAUUAUUUCCAUUAAAUAAUGUAUAAUGUUUAAAUCCCUACGUACUUGAACAUGUGUACACAUACAAAUAAAUUGUGGAUUUCC